AUGGCAGGCAGUAAGGAGGACUCCUUCCUCCGUGAUCUAUCCUUUUCUGGGAUUCCUUCGGAGUAUCGCCAAUUCCGGCGGAAGAUACUUCUGAGCGUCGCCAGCCUUGAAGGAAAGCAGAUCAAGUUGGCAGGACCGAAGAUCUUGACGAGACUGUCAGGAGAGGCUUGGCGAGCAACGGAGCACUUGAGUGUGUCAGAACUCAGGGCCAGCGACGGCUGGCUGAAGGUGUUGUCUGCCUUGGACUCACACUACCGUUUCCUGCCGGAAACGGAACUCAACGAGAGCGUCGAUGAGUUCUUGUUCCACCUCAAGCGCAAGCCGAAUGAAGGACCGACGGCCUUCAUUUCCAGGUUCCGAGCGGCACUCAGCCGCUUGGAGACGCUGAUUGCCGCAGACAAGGCGGCUCAGAAGCAUGAGCCGAAGCGCCGGCGACGUCGCCGGCAGAAGGGAGCUCAUGAGCCUUCUUCCUCCUCGAGCAGCUCAGAGUCGGACAUCUCCAGCAUGGAUGCGAAGGGAUUUACAGCGGAAGAUGUUCAACAAGCGUCGGCUGCAGCAGCCGCCGUAGAAAAGUCUACGGCAUCCGCGGACAAGGUGCCAGAGCCGACUGCAAGACAGCACAAGACAGUGGGCAGCUUUGUCUCGGAGAGAUCGCCGAAGAAGUCGAAGGGUCCACCGUCAAGCGGCGGACACUCGGCUGGAAGCCGUGGCACCCACAGGGCGGACGAGGAGAAGGCGCAGCGGAAGAUGAUGGAAGACCUUGAGCUCCUAGAGCAAGGACAUCUGAAGCUGCGGCCGGUUUUCCCGGCAGUUGUGCUUGGCCAUCUCUUCAUGCGGAAGUACGGCUUGUCCAGGGAGCAGCGGUCCCUGGUUGUUCGGGCGACCGGUGGCAGCUCCAAGUUCGAAGAUGUGGAGCGGAUCAUCCGGGCGAGUGAUUUCGAGGAUCGCCGAACGGACCCCGGGCGCGAUGGCAGGCCUGGCCACCGAGGCGUCCGCAAGGACACUAUCUUCGAGGUUGCUGCGGACAGUACUUCACUCUCGGAGCCGUCGUUGCCCCCCUCCGACGCCGAGGCCUUCGAGGCAGAGUUGGAUACGGACGAUGAAGAGGCUCAGGAACAGAUGAUCGAGGCCUACGAGAUGCAAAAGAAGGCUAAGGACAACGUCAAGAAGCACUACAAGAACUACAAAGAGCAACGCAAACGGCUGCGGGAGAUCAAGAAGACCCGCCAGCCUUACAUGCCAGUGGUGGCUCUGGCUCCAGGAGAAGGCGCCGCGGGCUCUCAGCCGGCGGCCGUGGUGCAGCCGACCUUCCGGUAUGACCGAAAGGGUCGGGGCGAGGACAAGCGAAAAGGCGCCGGCCGCGCCCGCAAGGAAGAUGUGAACCUCAUCCAGAGCGCGGUGAUCACUGAGUUUUCCUACAUGAUCACGACGGAAGAGAAUGAAGUGCCUGAGGAGCUCGAGGUUUUUCUGGCUUCUAUUCCCCAGGGGCACGCCGUCAUCGAUACGGGGUGCACUUCGUCCGUGAUCGGAGAGAGAUCAGCGCAGAAGCUUGCGGCGUUCCUGGCUACACGUGGUAUCCAAGGGCCCGAGUCAUUGGACUUACCUCCAGUGCAGCUGCGAGGGUUCAAUGGCGCAAGAACCACGUCAAGCAAGGGGCUUCGCUGGACCAUUCGUCUGGGCUCGUUGUGGGGAACUGUGACGACCUACGUCAUUCCUGGAGAUACACCGUUCCUCCUUUCCCGGAAAGUCCUCGAAGGAAUGCAAGCAACACUGGACCUGGGUGCAAUGACCUUGACCAGUGAGAAACAUGGAAUGAGAGGGCAGCCUCUCGCACAGGCUGCCAACGGACAUCUUCUACUACCUCUGAUUCCAGAUCCAGAGUCCGGUGCGUUCCAGGUGCACAAGGACCAGCCCGAGGCCCUCGAGGUGGAUGAGGACAAUGAUGAGGACGACAGGCCACCUGGGAAGCCAAGUGGCCCCGAAACCACCUAUGAACAGAUCCUUCCUACUCGUACCCCGCCUCGGGAUCCUCCUAAGCGUAGCUUCCAGACCAUAGUGAAACACACCCGGUACUGUCAAGUAGAUAGUAAGGAGAUGCAAGAACACCUUAGGAACAUUUUCGGGUGUAAGAUUGACAGUGCGUUUUGUGCAUACAAGCCCAAAUUCGAACGCAUUCCUCAGCAGAGUCACACAUCCACCAUGUACCGAGCAGUCGCCCGGCUGGAUUCCGGGGGUGUGGUGAGUGUUGAUGCUUGGGAGGAACGGCCUGCGGGCAAGCGCCGCCGAGCGUAUGAAUGCCGGGAUACCUGCAUCUUUGCCUUUCGCCGCAAGCCAGUGAAGGAGGCCCCUGCCGAGCCUCCUACGGUGUCAGCCGGUCUGGUAGAAAAUGCUAGUGAGCCUGAAGGAGCUAAAGGGGACAUAGAGGUGCUAGACUGUCAACCAAGCCAUGAUGCAGGCCCGGAGGAUGAGACAACUGAGCGCCCUGAGCGCCCUCCUGCUCCGUGCAUGCCUGCCUGUGACUGCUGCGCGGCAGAGGGUUUCAAGGAGGUCACUGAGGUCUCCCCGCUAGAUGGCAGAACUAAGCUUCGCAGCGGUCCCAGUAUUCGCAUCGGACUGGACUGGGGCCAGGACCUUCUCCGGGCCCGUGACAGAAGACUCCUUCUUCAGCUGAUUGCAAUGACUAGGGAUCUCAUGUCCCAGCAGGCAAACAGGGAAGAUAAUGACAGCCAACCAGAUGUUUUCUUGAACACGGAUUCAGAGGCUGAUUCAGAGGCAGAAGAUUUACUUGGGGUUCCCGAUAGUGAACAUGCCGUAGCAGGUUCCCAGCCAGUCCUUCAGGAUGUAAGAGUACCUUCAGCCCGGGAACGCUGUAAGUAUCGUGCAAUGGUUCAGAAGCUCCACGUAAAUACCGGUCAUGCCUCCAGUGAGCAAAUGCUCAGAUUGGCCCACAGAGCCAAGGCUUCUGCCGAAGUCAUUCAAGCGAUCAAGGAAUUCAAGUGUGCUGUGUGUGAGGAACUGCAAGUUCCUCCGUCACAUCGAGUGGCUGCCUUGAGCCACACCGAGACGCCAAACCACAUAGUCGGGUUAGACAUAGUCCAGGUUGAGCUAAAGAAGGAUUCUCCUAACGGGGUGGUAGAGACAAAAUUCAAUGUGCUCACGGCCGUCGACUAUGCCACCGACUUUGCACAGCAAGUGGUGUUGCCACCGGGACCCCGUAGUGUCGCCAGAGCUUUUCAUCAACUGUGGUGUAGGCCGUAUGGACCCCCCCGUGUGGUUUAUGUUGAUCCUGAUCAGAGAUGGAUAUCCGGAGACUUUCAAGACUACCUUCGGCAUAACUCCAUCACCCUCCUGAGUGCUGCAACGGAGUCCCAUUGGCAGAUCGGCCGAGUGGAGAUUGCGCAACGCAUCUUGCGUAACAUGGCUAAGCGAGUCUGGCGCACAGCUAACAGGCCGGCCGCUGAAAUCAUCGAGACAUGUGCAACAACUCGCAAUGAGCAUCUCCGUAAGCACGGUUUUUCUAGUGCGCAGUGGUUCUUAGGACGAGAGCCUAGAGUUCCGGCGAGUCUUGCCGAUAUGACUGAACGAGACAAUCUAGCCACACAGGAUGCCGUCCUGAAUGAGCCAGACUUCCAUGCCAAGAUGCGCUGUCGACAGCUAGCGGCCCAUGCGUUCAUUGAAGCCCACGCACACGAAACCUGGCGUAAAGCCAUUCAGGGCAGGAACCGCCCCCUUCGCGGUCCUUAUGUGGUAGGUCAGUCCGUGUAUGUGUUCCGUCGCGGUGCUCGUGGCCUUCUUUCGACACGCCACGGUGUCUGGCAUGGCCCAGGCAAGGUCGUAGGCACUGAAGGCUACCGCCAUGAUUCCCCUGUGCCUCGCGUCAUCUGGGUAGUCAUUAAUGGUCUGAUGUACAAGUGUUCCCCAGAAUGCCUCCGACCUGUGGUUGAGGAUGAGCAAAUGUUUCGACAAUUGGCACAGGAAUACCACACCGGGGUGCUAGCCCCGGAGCUUGAAGUGCCCCGUCGCUAUAUGGGACCAGGGGGCCACUUUGUGGACCUCACAGCUCAGCCGCCUACUGAUGAAGAUUUCGAGCUGUUGCCAUCACCUGUGCAUGAUGCGCCCGAGCUGUCCGAGAACCCUGCCCCCACCACAAGGCGUCGUGUCACUCAUAGUCCCGGCUACUGGGAGGGACGUGCAGCGGAUCUUCAGGAAUCACAAAUUGAGUUGGGGCCAUCGUCUCCCCGCCCCGUGCCGGCAACCCGUCCCGCCGAUUUGCCCCAAGAGGGCGAGCGUCUGAAGAGCCGCCGACUUGAUGAGCCAGAAGCCCCUCCCCCUCAAGCUGUAGAUGUGCCUCUCCCGGAUGAUGAUUCCAGCAUGUACUCCCCAUCGCUUGAUCCAGAAAACCUGGAGGGCGGGCAAGAUCAAGAGGGCGAGCCAAUACACCCUUUUCCGACUGAGUCCGAAGCCUCCGGCGUUCCUCCGCCAGAGGCAAUGUGCUGCGAAGUUUCUUUUGACAUCUUCAAGGAUGACGUGCAAGAAGAUCUUUCAUGCCUGUGGACAGCCCUGACGGAAUGUGCCGAGGUAAAAACUAAGCCUGCCAACAAGCGUAGGGUUGAGGUUAACUUCCGCAAGCUUGGGCCUGAGGAUCAGGAAAAGUUUCGUCAUGCAAUGUCUAAAGAAUGGCAAUCUUGGUUGGAAAACAAGGUCACUUCGAUAGUCAAGGCAAAAGGGAUAGACCGAUCCAGGAUCAUAGGAAGCCGCUGGGUUCUCACCUGGAAAACGAGCGCGGACCCCGAUGAUAAGAAAGUUGUCCCUAAGGCAAGACUGGUGCUAGUUGGGUAUCAGGAUCCGGACUUAGGAAAGAUCGCGACUGAUAGUCCCACUCUUCGGAAGGAGAGCAAGCACAUCAUCCUGAGUUUGUGUGCUGCCUUCGGGUGGACGCUCUGGAGUGCAGACAUCAAGACUGCGUUUCUGUCCGGAGAUGCAUCAUGCCGUAACAUCCACUUCCGACCGCCGCCGGAAGUCCGGAAGCUGAUGGGGCUUGGUCAUGACGACCUGCUUCGCCUUGAAAAGGCCGCAUACGGCCUCGCUGAGGCUCCAAGAGCAUGGUUUCUUAGAUUAACCAGAGAGUUAAAGGCGCUAGGCCUGAAGGUUAGUGCCCUCGAUCCAUGUGUGUUCCUGCUGCGAGGUGCAGACAACAAGCUAGUAGGUAUCUGCGGGGUGCAUGUAGAUGACCUGCUUGGAGGUGGUACUGUAGCCAUGGAUCGGGUUCUAGAGAAGCUGCGAAAAACCUUGCCCUUUGGAGAGUUCAGAACCAAAACCAUCAAGUACACUGGAGCUGAGAUCAGACAACAUCCAGAUUCUAGCAUUGAGCUUAGUCAGGAGUCAUACAUAGAGAAGAUGGAUUUCGUUCCAGUUCCGGGGAAGUCUACUGAAGACUUGCCUGACGCCAAAGUGAUGAGAGCGUGCUGUGGACAGCUGGCUUGGGUCGCGAGCCACAGCAGGCCCGAUCAGGCUUUUCUUUCCUCCUAUCUGCAAGGUGUUCAGGAUAAGGCCCAGUAUCGCCACCUCACCAUGUACAACAAGGCCCUUCGUGAAAUGAAGCAUCACAAGGUUACCUUAAAGUUCCCUAGCGUUCCCGCCACUGACUGGAGAUUGCUGGUGAUUACCGAUGCGGGCUGGGGAGUUCGAGAAAGUGGCGAGUCUCAGGGAGGACUCAUUUUGUGCCUCUGCGAGAGCAAGGUCUUGCGUCAGGAGGAGGGCAAAUGCUGGAUCAUCGAAUGGGCUUCCAAGAAACUCAGGAGAAUUGUUAGGAGCUCUACUGCCGCUGAGACCUUGUCAUGCCAGAAUGGUCUCGACUGCAUUGAGUUUGCGCAGGCCUUCAUUCAGGAAUGCCUAGAGGACAUGUCACCCCGAGAGUUUAGGACUUGGACCCCUGAAGCUCAAUCCGGUUUGGUUAUAGACAGUAAGUCCUUGUACGAUGCCUUAACUCGUUCUGCCUGCUCAACGGCGCUUGCAAUCGAGAAGCGCCUGGCUAUCGACUAUGCCAUCGCACGUGCCAGCUUGCAGGAAAGAAACAUUGUGCCGUUCUGGACUAAUAAUCUGCAGAUGGUAGCUGAUCCACUGACCAAGCUGAAAGCCUGCGCCGUCCUUGCGAUCAUGCCCCGCAAUAGCAAGACCGACGACAUGAGCGAGUUGGGCCGCCAGGACCGCGAGCACUUGGCCUACCUCCUCCGCCGCGCCAUCACGAACAAUCAGAUCUCCGACAUCAUGACCCUGGUGCGCAUCCCGGAGAACUCCAAGCGCAAGCGUGCCAUCCAGGACGCCUUGAACGAGAUGAACACCUGGGGACGCAACGUCCUCGGAUCCGAUGGGCCCAGCAAUGAGUGGAUGGAGCUUGGCACUUCGCCCAAGCGAGGCUACUCUGGAGGGCGCUCAUCCGUCAGUGACGACGAUACCGAGUCCUGGGACCCGCUGGCGUCUCCGUCUUGGGAGGGAAGCCCAGUGGAUCCUUCUGAGCCUCGUCGUGGACCACCUCGCCCGAUGCCUGUCAAUGCUCCUCGUGAAGUGGUCGUCAUCAUACCGGCCAACCCGGUCAACGACAAACCUCUCCCGGAGGGCGUCGCCAGCUUGGCUCAAUGGAGCCGGACCAUCUACGAGGCCCCCAAGUUCAAGAGUGAACGGCUGAGCUAUCAUGAGCUGGCCCAGCGUGCUCGCAAUCACUUGGACACAUUGGAGUACGUCAUCUGGUGCACCAACAAGUUCGGCCGUGAGCCGCCGAAGGCGCACAAGGUGUCGGACUUUGUGGCCUUCCUGUCCGCCAUCGGGUUCAGCAUGUACGACUACAUCAGUGAGCUCAAGCAGAAGCGUGAGGCUGAAGAGGCAACCUCCACCAGCGGGCGCACCUACAAGUCCUGA
Molecule: messenger RNA, 6915 nt
Organism: Symbiodinium sp. CCMP2456
Lineage: Eukaryota; Dinophyceae; Suessiales; Symbiodiniaceae
Source: the annotation of a GenBank genome assembly